UGCAGGAGCGGAUCCUCCUAUGGCUAUUAUCAAGGAGCACCCUGGUAUUCUAAUAGAGGAGGAGGAGGAGGAGAAAAGGCGUCCACACAAGCUAAACAGUAAUGCAAACAUUAUAAGUGACCUAUUAGAGAUUGUAGAGAAGUGYGUGCAUUGGAAAAAUGUGCCACCAGCUUUAAAGGAGUGUAGAAGACAAGUGUUGGAACAGAUCUUACGUUCUCGGGCAACUUCUACUACAAAGAGAUACCUCGCUGAAAUAAAGAAGUUCUUUGAAUGGUGCAGAACCAAUAGGAUUCAAACAAGACUACCUUACGAAAGUUCUAUAACAGCAAUCUACAUAGGACAUGUGGCAAAACGAGUUAAAUGUAGUCAAUCAGUUGUAUUAACUUUUUCAGCACUGAAAUGGUUACAUAGUUUCAUACCAGGUACCAAUCCCCUAGACAGCGAAUUGUGUAGAAAUAUUGUGGAAGCAGCUAAAAGGGAUAAAGGAAAACCUAUAUCCAAAAAGAAUCCAGUUACCAACGAUAUGAUUAAGAAAAUCAUAGACAAACACGCCAACGAAAAUUGUAGUCUUAAAGAUUUACGAAUAGCUACUAUGUGCACCUUAGCUUUCGCGGGUUUCCUGAGAUAUGAUGAAUUCUCUAACGUUCUUGGUAAACAUUUAAAAUUCUGUGAUAGCCAUAUGUCUAUAUUUAUCCCUAAGUCUAACACCACCAACAGUACUAUAUCUGAAAGACUGUUAAAGUUACAUGGAAGGUGGAAAACCGAUAUUGCCAAGGAUAUGUAUGUUCACGAAGAUAUUAAGAGAAGAUUACAAGUAACUAAUAGUUUGGGCCUAUGAUUAUUAUGGCCAUUAUUCAUAUAAUUUGAUAAUUAAUACUUCAUUGAUUAGAUUAAUUUACUCAGUUUUAUUAUGCGUCUAUUUAUUGUGACAUAACCAAUGUAAAGAAUUAUUCAGUAAACUCAUGCUACUCUGCUAGAGUAUCCAUCCUA
Messenger RNA from Exaiptasia diaphana, 990 nucleotides. RefSeq lists its product as uncharacterized. The transcript has 3 exons. The record is from RefSeq and is a predicted model, not a curated record. Bases 20 to 838 code for a protein of 272 amino acids. Lineage: Eukaryota; Metazoa; Cnidaria; Anthozoa; Actiniaria; Aiptasiidae. Gene Ontology annotation, molecular function: DNA binding. Gene Ontology annotation, biological process: DNA recombination; DNA integration.